Antechinus flavipes (yellow-footed antechinus) is the source of this 1643-nucleotide messenger RNA. Its product is annotated as vomeronasal type-2 receptor 26-like. Lineage: Eukaryota; Metazoa; Chordata; Mammalia; Dasyuromorphia; Dasyuridae. Gene Ontology annotation, molecular function: G protein-coupled receptor activity. The record is from RefSeq and is a predicted model, not a curated record. Gene Ontology annotation, biological process: G protein-coupled receptor signaling pathway. The transcript has 3 exons. Bases 1 to 1185 code for a protein of 394 amino acids. Gene Ontology annotation, cellular component: membrane.
AUGACCCUGCCCAAGGAGAAGCUUCAGGGUCUUGUCGAGAUAUCGCCCAAAUCUAUGACUGAGCCUGGGAAAGUCAACUUCUCUGUACCCUCUGCCGUAUGUAGUGCCAGUUGUCCUGCUGGAUUCAGGAAGUCGCCAUUGGAGGGGAAGCCUCCUUGUUGCUUUAGUUGCUCCCCAUGCUCAGAAGGAGAAAUCUCCAAUUAUGUAGAUGCAGAGCAGUGUAAGAAGUGCCCAGAGGAUGAAUAUCCCAAUGAGCAGAGAGAUCGCUGCCUCCCCAAGACUGUGACCUUCCUGGCUGUGAAUGAACCCUGGGGGAAGGCAGUGACAGCUGUAGCUGUUUCACUCUCAUUACUCACGGUCCUGGUUCUGUGGGUCUUUGUGAAGUUCCAAGACACUCCCAUAGUCCAAUCCAAUAACAGAAACCUCAGCUACCUGCUCCUCACCUCCCUUUCCUCCUGCUUCCUCUGCUCCUUGCUCUUCGUGGGCCGUCCCACUACUGCUUCCUGCCUUUUCCGACAAACGGUAUUUGCAGUUGUGUUCACCGUGGCUGUUUCCUCCAUUUUGGCUAAAACCAUCAUAGUGGUCCUGGCUUUCAGGGUGACAGGGCCAGGGAGCAGGAUGCGGAUGUUCCUUCAUCCCAGAGUGCCCUACUGUGUGGUUCUCAUCUGCUCUGGAAUCCAAGGGCUUUCCUGUGCCAUCUGGUUGGGGACCCAUCCCCCCUUUCCAGAGGCAGACACAAGCUCUGAAUCCAGGCACAUCAUCCUCACAUGUAAUGAGGGCUCCGCCUUUGCAUUUUAUUGUGUCCUGGGCUACAUGGGCUUUCUGGCCCUGGGCAGCUUCACCAUAGCCUUCCUGGCCAGGAACCUGCCCGAUGCCUUCAACGAAACCAAGUACAUCACAUUCAGCAUGCUGGUGUUUUGCAGCGUCUGGGUCUCUUUCCUCCCCACAUAUCAGAGCUCCAAAGGGAAAGCUGUGAUGAUCGUGGAGAUCUUCUCCAUCUUGGCCUCCAGUGCCGGGUUACUGGGCUGCAUUUUUAUUCCCAAAUGUUUUGCAAUUCUCCUGAUAUUGUGGGAAAAUAGCACAAAACAGAACAAGAAUCAAAGGAAUUCCAGGAGCAAGAAUUCUUCUUCUUUUUUUUCUAAUGUGAUAUCUUUAUUUUCCCCUUUCCAUGUAAAACAAUAUUAGUAACUUUUUAAAAAGGUUUGCCUUCCACAUUCUCUCCCUUCUUCCCCAACCCCAGAACCACUGAGAUACCACAUGUGCAGUUACACAAAAUAUUUAUAUAAAUGCCUUGUUGAGAAAUAUACAUGCAACAUUCCCUGGGUUAAUAAAAAGAACUCCUAAAAAUAAAAUUUUUACAUACUGUGUAACAUCCAACAGUUUCAUCAUAAAGACCUUCAGAGCAGUUUUGGACCAUUUUGUUGUUGAAAAAGCAAAGUUAUUCACAGGUGACCAAUCCGCUCUAUUGCUUGACUUGGUACACAUUACAUUUCAGUUUUCAUAUGUUCAUGUAUCUUUCCAGAUUUUUCUGUUCAUCAUAGUUAUGAAUCAUCAAAGUAUUCCAUCAUAAUUACAUAGCACAAUUUCUUCAGCCAUUCUGCAUUUCAUGAGAAUUCCCUCAAUUUCCAAUUCUUUCCCCAAGA